This is a messenger RNA of Funneliformis mosseae, 1053 nucleotides long. The record is from the annotation of a GenBank genome assembly. NCBI's taxonomy places the organism in Eukaryota, Fungi, Glomeromycota, Glomeromycetes, Glomerales, Glomeraceae.
GAGAAGAAUCAUUAUUCUGAAAGUAUCCCUUCUGAUGUCUUCUCUCAGGAAAAUUUAUCAAGGAAAUUUAUGAAGAAGGAAUUAGAAUGGCAAAAUAAUCACAAGCAGAUAAAGAAGAAUAAGAAUAUUGCGGACCUUCCUGAUGACCAAACAUACUCGAAAAAACCUCUCAUAGAGUCCCAUCAGAAUUAUAAUUCAACAUUUAAUCUUUUUACUAAAUUUAAUUGUGAAGAAGAUGUAGAUAUUGAGUCUGAAUAUUAUGAUACUAGGAAACGGCAUAAGAUUUUUUAUUCAUGGAAAGAUGUAAUUGAUAAAUGGAUUGUUGAAAGCUACAAUCUCUCUAAUGAGUUUCAGAACUUUCAACAGCUAACAAUUCGACAAGUUAAAGAAACCUUCAAUUUGAAACAAAAUUUUCGAAGACAAUUACCUCUAAGUCUGCCACCAGUAGUGAAUAAUAUGGCUCUCGAAUAUUCUUCCAUGUUGAAUUCUUUUACAUUAUUAAGUGAUAUUCAGGACGUAUCGUGUGCUAAUUUUUCCAAAGUUGCAGAAUUGAAUGAUCAAGUUAUAAUUAAUGUAACGCUGAAUAGAACAUUUUCUUGCUAUAGUUUAUUACUAAGUUCGAAAAGCGUGAAUAGCAAUAAUGAAGACACCUUUGUCCUUGAAACUUUGUAUGAUCUAUUUAAAGAAAAUUUUCACGAUUCAAUGUUUAAGUUGAUAUGGGCAAAUAGCGAGAGUUCCAUUUCAAAAAAUCACCGUUCUAGCAGUUCUACUAAACUGAAAGAUUCAUCAUCUAUAUUGAUCAAUAAAGAUUUUGUUAAGCUUUUCAACUUCCAAGCAAAUGCCUUAGAUGAAUUAGUCAAGAGAUAUGGAAAUAGGAUUGGAUUAGUUUCUUUCGGUAUUUGGAUUUGCGGCGCAUGUAUUUGCAUCUAUAAGAUGGAUAUAAAUUAUGACAGAAUUUAUAAAAUGUUCUUAACAGUAAAUGUAUUUACUCCAAUGGAACAGGGGGCAAUUUUUAAGUUUGUGCAAAUCUCCAAACCAUUAAACACUUUGUGA